AUGGCCACAAAAGAUGCCUGCGGCGCCGCCCCCGGCACCCACGCAACGCACAAGCCCCUCCCCAAAGAAGAAGCCUGGAAACACCGUCCCCCGUAUCUAAUCCAGGCCCCCGAGGAUUUCGGGGAAAUCAAAUGGCGCGGGAAAUGCCAUUGCGGACAGAUUAGUUACUCAUUGAAUAUGGAGAGGCCGCUGAAUGCCAAGUUUUGUCAUUGUAGGGGGUGUCAGUUGAUGCACGGAGCACCCUUCCAAUGGGCCGCCAUAUUCCCCAAAUCCAGCAUAACAUUCGACCGCGGCGUGCGUGGGCUGGAAUUCUACUGCUCCUCGCACUACACGCGCGAAUACGAAGUCCCAGCAAAGGUGUCGUGUUCGUACUGUCGAACGCCGAUUAUGGACGAGGGGCGGAAUGUGUGUUUGUUGUUUCCGGAGAGUAUUGAGUUUGGCAAGGACGAGGAGGAGUUUGAUAGGGUUAAGGAGUGUUUUGAGGUUUCGUCGCAUAUCUUUUAUAGUAAACGAAUGGUGGAAAUUCCGGAUGGGAAGCCCAAAUGGGCCGGGAUGGAUGAGGCAAGUGAGCUGUUGGAUGACUAUGGGAAUGUGAAGCCUGAGUAG
This is a messenger RNA of Aspergillus ruber CBS 135680, 606 nucleotides long. Its product is annotated as GFA family protein. The coding region runs from base 1 to 606 and encodes 201 amino acids. The transcript has 3 exons. The record is from RefSeq and is a predicted model, not a curated record. Gene Ontology annotation, molecular function: carbon-sulfur lyase activity. Lineage: Eukaryota; Fungi; Ascomycota; Eurotiomycetes; Eurotiales; Aspergillaceae.